GUUUUUCUGCUACGUGUCAGGAAGUGGUGUGUAGGCAACAUGGCGGCGCAACAGAACGAUGUUGAUGAACUCUUCGAUGUAAAAAACGCUUAUUACAUCGGUAGUUAUCAGCAAUGUAUUAACGAGGCUCAGAAGGUGAAGCCGUCGUCACCAGAGAAAGAGACCGAGAGGGACGUGUUUUUGUACAGAGCCUACAUUGCCCAGAGGAAGUACGCUGUUGUUCUGGAUGACAUCAAGGACACCUCAUCACCUGAGCUUCAAGCUGUCAAGUUGUUUGCCGACUAUCUGUCAAAUGAAGGGAAAAGGGAUUUCAUUGUUGCUGAUCUAGACAAGAAGAUGGGUAAGAGUGUGGAUGCUGCCAACACCACAUUCCUUCUCAUGGCAGCCUCCAUCUACUAUCAUGAAAUGAACACCGAUGCAGCUCUCAGGACUCUGCACCAAGGAGAAAGCCUGGAGUGCAUGUCUAUGACCAUUCAGGUGUUACUGAGUCUGGAUCGAGUUGAUUUGGCAAGGAAAGAGCUGAAAAAGAUGCAGGAUCAGGAUGAGGAUGCCACUCUAACCCAGUUGGCUACAGCCUGGGUUAAUAUUGCUAUGGGUGGAGAGAAGCUGCAGGAUGCCUACUACAUUUUCCAGGAGAUGUCAGACAAGUACUCGUCCACAUUGCUGCUUCUAAAUGGGCAGGCAGCCAGUUACAUGGCUCAGAAUAAGUGGGAGGAGGCAGAGGGAGUACUACAAGAGGCCCUUGACAAGGACAGCAGCCACCCUGAGACGUUGAUCAACCUCAUAGUGCUGACCCAGCACCUGGGCAAAGCUCCUGAGGUAACCAAUCGGUACCUCUCUCAGCUGAAAGACGCUCACAGAGCCCACCCAUUCCUCAAGGACUACUUAACCAAGGAGAAUGAGUUUGACAGACUAACGAUGCAGUACGCCCCCACUGCUACAGCAUAAGAUACCUGCUUCUGCUGAAAUGCCUCAAUAAUGGAUUGAAGUGUAACACCAUGAGGAUAACACUCUCUCUCUCUCUCUCACUCACACACACACACACACACACACACACACAUACACACACACACCUACACUUUUGUUUCAACAGUUUUUGUAAGUAAAAUGUGCUUACUAUUUAAACCAGACCAGACAACAUGAAACAUGUCCACAUUGUUGUUCAUUCUUUAUACAUUUGCAUUUCUCCUCAGUACAUCUGUUUAAUGUAAUCAUUCCUUUGAAAUUAUUAUAAAUGUUUAAUACAUGUGA
Molecule: messenger RNA, 1251 nt
Organism: Solea senegalensis (Senegalese sole)
Lineage: Eukaryota; Metazoa; Chordata; Actinopteri; Pleuronectiformes; Soleidae
Gene: cope
Product: COPI coat complex subunit epsilon
Exons: 10
Coding region: 40-948 (302 amino acids)
Biological process (GO): retrograde vesicle-mediated transport, Golgi to endoplasmic reticulum; intra-Golgi vesicle-mediated transport; endoplasmic reticulum to Golgi vesicle-mediated transport
Cellular component (GO): COPI vesicle coat
Molecular function (GO): protein binding; structural molecule activity
Source: RefSeq, a predicted model, not a curated record